AUGGCGGCGCAAGCAAAGACGUCGAAGGAGACAAAUGUCCUCAACGUCUACAAGGGACCAGAGUCCAUCAAAGAUUACUUUGACCCUGACACAGCCCCUCCUCUGCCCCUCGUUGAGGUGCCCGCCUCGCUGAAUCCCUACCAUGGCGAUGGCAUCCGCAUUUUCGCCAAGAUGAUGUCUAUGCAUCCUGCGAACAAUGUCAAGUGCAUGCCAGCUUUGAAUCUACUCGAGAAGAGUGUUCAGCCCGAUGCCACAAAGACCAUUGUCGAAUACAGCUCCGGCUCGACAGUCCUGUCCAUGUCGCUGGUUGGUCGCGCCGUCUACGGCCUGGACGACGUCAGAGCCUUCUUGAGCAACAAGACCAGCAUUGCGAAGAUUCGGCUCAUGCAGCUUUUCGGUAUCAAUAUUACCCUCUUUGGUGGUCCCUCUCAGCCGGAGCCGCUAGAUGAGCGUGGCGGCAUCCGCGCUGCUCAACGUCUCGGCAACGAGACUAGUGACACGAUUAACCCCAAUCAAUACGAAAAUGAUAACAACUGGAAAUCGCACGUCCGCUGGACUGGACCGCAGAUUCUUAAACAACUGCCUGAGAUCAACCUUAUCUGCGCAGGCAUGGGCACAUCUGGAACCAUGACUGGACUAGGAACAUACUUUAAAGGUGCAAAGCCAAGCGUCUUCAGACUCGGAGUUUGCACCGCUGCAGGCGACAGAGUUCCUGGACCAAGAUCGUUCGCGCUUCUCAGCCCCGUCACAUUUCCUUGGAAGUCAUCUGUGGAUCAGGUUGAAGAAGUUGGCUCGUAUGAGUCAUAUCGUCUAUCUUUGGAGCUGUGUCGCCAGGGUCUCGUCUGCGGCCCCUCCUCCGGCUUCAACUUGAAAGGUCUGUACCAGUACAUCGAGAGGCAAAAGGCCGAGGGCAACCUCAGCAAGCUCGCUGGCCCCGAUGGUCUUGUCAACUGCGUGUUCCUCUGCUGCGACUUGCCUUACCAGUACGUCAGCGAAUACUUUGACAAGCUUGACGAUGCGUGCUUUCCGCCAGUGAAGAAUGAAGAACUCCUCAAGGUCGACCUGUACAGAUAUGAUGAGAAGUGGGAGUGGGAGGCGUCCAAGGCUCUGCAAGGCUACUUUCACGUCAACGAGGGGCAGAUGGACGAGCUCAUGCGCCGCGCGCAGGAGACGUGCACGUGUGAAAUUCCGAAGCUCAGUGCUGCCCUGCACCCGAGAGAUAACGCAGCCAUUCUGGACCUGCGACAGCCCGCGGAUUUCGAAAAGGGCAAGCUUCCUGGUUCCUUCAAUAUACCCCUUACACAUCCGGGCACUACAAGCCCAUUCUUUGAUCCUUCGACUCUGAGCCAGCUCUGGACCCAGCUGGAGAAGGAAUUUGCUUCGCUGAGCGGGGAGUUGGCCGGCCUCAAGGGCAAAGAUACACUCGUCGUCUGCUACGAUGGAGACAGCGCACGCGUCGCCGCUAGUGUCAUGCGUGCUAAAGGCUACGAGGCGAACAGCCUUCGUGCAGGCCUCGACGGCCUCGUGACGAUGCUCUCGACUCCUCAGACCUGCAGUAAGACCGCGCCUGAACAGCAGACCUCGUGGCUUCAGCUAUGCGAAGCCCAGCGACCACCAGCUGCCUCUGUUGAGGUACCCGCUUCGAAUCCGUCAUCCGAGCUCAGGAAUUUGCAGCAGGCUGCAGUCAGAGUGUAG
Messenger RNA from Akanthomyces muscarius, 1695 nucleotides. RefSeq lists its product as uncharacterized. NCBI's taxonomy places the organism in Eukaryota, Fungi, Ascomycota, Sordariomycetes, Hypocreales, Cordycipitaceae. Bases 1 to 1695 code for a protein of 564 amino acids. Gene Ontology annotation, molecular function: cystathionine beta-synthase activity; cysteine synthase activity. The record is from RefSeq and is a predicted model, not a curated record. The transcript has 7 exons. Gene Ontology annotation, cellular component: cytoplasm.